Molecule: messenger RNA, 1233 nt
Organism: Paracoccidioides brasiliensis Pb18
Product: chaperone DnaJ
Exons: 4
Coding region: 1-1233 (410 amino acids)
Biological process (GO): response to heat; protein refolding
Cellular component (GO): cytoplasm; nucleus; cytosol
Molecular function (GO): Hsp70 protein binding; ATP binding
Source: RefSeq, a predicted model, not a curated record
AUGGUGAAGGAAACCAAAUACUAUGACGUUUUGGGGGUGUCCCCAAGCGCGUCUGAAGCGGAACUGAAAACUGCUUACAAGAAAGGCGCUUUGAAACAUCAUCCUGACAAGAACGCACAUAAUCCUGAGGCAGCAGAGAAAUUCAAGGCCCUUUCUCACGCUUAUGAAGUUCUCUCUGAUCCCCAGAAACGGCAGUUGUAUGAUCAAUAUGGUGAAGAAGGUUUGGAGCAGGGCGGUGCUGCUGGUGGAAUGCAGGCAGAAGACCUGUUCGCCCAGUUCUUUGGUGGAAGCGCCUUUGGUGGCAUGUUUGGCGGCGGAAUGAGAGAACAGGGCCCCAAGAAGGCACGCACUAUCGUCCACCCUCUCAAAGUCACCCUGGAGGAUAUCUACCGUGGCAAGGUUUCAAAGUUGGCGCUGAAGAAAUCCGUCAUUUGUCCUGGCUGUGAGGGAAUUGGUGGUAAGCCAGGUUCCGUCAAGCAGUGCGUUGCCUGCGGUGGUACUGGUAAAAGAACUAUGAUGCGCCAGAUGGGACCUAUGAUUCAACGAUUCGUUGUCGAAUGUACGGACUGUGACAGAACGGGACAGGUCAUCAAUGAACGUGACCGCUGCAAACGAUGCAAGGGGAACAAAGUCAUCAUCGAGCGAAAAGUACUCCAUGUGCAUAUAGACCGGGGUGUCAAGCCGGGACACAAGAUUGACUUCCGCGGUGAAGGUGACCAGGCUCCAGGAGUUAUAACAGGCGACGUUCAGUUUGAGAUAGACCAGCAACCGCAUCCGAGAUUCCAGCGCAAAGACGAUGAUCUCUUCUACCAGGCCGAGAUAGAUCUCCUGACUGCCUUGGCUGGCGGUACUAUCAACAUCGAGCAUUUGGACGACCGAUGGUUGACAGUGCAAAUUGCUCCCGGCGAACCCAUCACACCGGGCCAAAUCAAACUAAUCAAGGGCCAAGGCAUGCCCUCCUACCGCCACCACGAUUUUGGCAACCUCUACAUCCAAUUCAACGUCAAAUUCCCCGAAAAGGACCAGUUGCAAAACAUCCAGCUGCUCGAGCAAGUGCUGCCACCGCGUCUGCCACAGCCACAGCCACCAGCCGACUCGAUGGUGGAGGAUUUUACACUUGAGGAUGUCGAGGCGAGUGGGCAGGAGAGAGCGCACGGAGCUACGCACAUGGGCGAUGAGGAUGAGGAUGAGAUACCACAUGGCGCUGAGCGGAUGCAGUGCGCAUCUCAGUAA